AUGUUGGCGAUACUAGUUGCAGUAACAGUAGUACUUCUCUGUGGGUUUUUAUGGAAUAAAACACGCAGCAGAUUGACACACAUUCCAGGUCCUAGUGGAAUACCCAUAGCAGGAAAUGCCUUGGAAAUAACAAGCACUUUCAAAUUGAUGCAAAAACUGCAUGAAUGGAUGGAGAAAUAUGGCGACAUCUUCAAAAUUAAUAUUUUUGGAGUAGAGGUUGUAGUUGUGAGUGGAACACUGACUGGGGAGAUGUUGGUUACAAAAGGGAUUGAUUUUGCUGGCCGGCCUAGAAUACCUGCAUUUGAAAGCCUUGAGGGAAAUGAAGUUCACCUGGGACUAAGGGGUUAUGACCCUACGUUGCGUUUUAUUCGUAAGCUUGUACAUAAAGGACUCCGUCAGUAUGGAGAAGGGAUGGAUAAAAUUGAAGCUAUCACCGUGAAAGAAAUUGGUAAAUGUUUAGACAAGAUUGAGAAAAUAGGUGAAGCAGAUUUUGACCCGUUUACAUACAUUCACCAUGCUAUUAGCCAAGUGAUGAAUACCAUGGUAACAGGAGAGGCAGUGCCUGAAGGACACCCCAUGCUAAACAAAGCUAUUGACUGGGACAGACUCGAUGGAGAGAUAAGUCAAGACCCAUCUCUUUUUCUGCCUGCAAUGAGUAGCUUAUCACUUUUAUUAGGAAUAGGAAAGUUAAACGAUUACGCUGACGUCAUGGAAUAUUUCAUUGAACACUGGAGAAGUUACGAGGCGACCUAUGAUAAAGAGAACAUGAGAGGACUCUAUGAUGUCAUAUACAAGGCAUAUCUUGAAUCUGAGACAGAUGAAGAGGGAGUCAAGAUCUCAUACAACAAUGUGAAGUACCUCAUGUUUGAGCUAUACGGUGCAGGCAUCACCACUACACACAAAUCAAUCUAUGCAUUUGUUCACAUGAUGGUGACACACCCCGAGCUACAGAAGAGAAUCCAAGCUCAAAUUGAUGAUGUUAUUGGUUCCGAGCGAAACCCAACUACAGCAGACAAACAUAAGAUUCCUCUAUUAGAGGCAACGAUACAUGAAACGUUGAGGUAUAUAUCUCAUGUUCCGUUCGCGCUUCCGCAUGAAACGAGAAAAGAUACAAGUCUAGGAGGAUUUGCCCUACCGAACAAGACACAGGUUUGGCCAUUAACAUCUGGCAACCACCACAAUCCGAAGUACUUCAAAGACCCCUUGAGCUUCAACCCUGACAGGUUCCUAGAGAAUGAUGGCUCUCUAUCACCUGCUAGCUCAAGGAGAAUGUUAACACCAUUUGGAGCAGGGCCGCGUAACUGCAUUGGGGAGGUAUUUGCCAGGACGAGGCUGUUUUUAUUCACUGCGAGCCUGUUACAACGAUUCACACUCCUUCAACCAACUGAAGGAAAGCUUAAUGUUCUUGAUCCAAAAAGUGAGGAUUAUCUCAAGAAGAUUCCUAGUGUUUGUCCGAACUUCAAAAUCAGAGCAAUCCCAAGAUAAAACCAUGCAUUAUUUUAUCGCACAAAGUAUGUGAUAUACCAGAGAACCGUAUUCAUCUAUGAUAAUAUCCAAAAUUAAGGGACGCAUUCGUUCAAUGUUUAUAUUUAAACAUUUGACUAAGUCUCUACCAUGUCAGAAAAUGGGUAUUAAAAAUAUGCGAAGUCUGUCUGAUUAUAAAAUGAGAAAAGACUAGUCUCGGUUUGGAGAGCGAAGUUCAUCAAUUAACUGCACGUUACGCCUGCUUUGGACAAUUUUGAUA
Owenia fusiformis is the source of this 1744-nucleotide messenger RNA. NCBI's taxonomy places the organism in Eukaryota, Metazoa, Annelida, Polychaeta, Sabellida, Oweniidae. The record is from the annotation of a GenBank genome assembly.